AGCAAUGUUUUCAUGCCUGCUGACGACUUGCGGUAGUCACUCUGCCAUGGCGUCCGUAAUGUCGCUGACUGAGGAGGGGACAUCAUAGCAUCGUGCUUCAGUUCGCUUCAGUGAAAAGUAUCCCGUGCGUUUUGCUACUCUGGUUUGAAUUUAAUCAAAUUUAUCUCUGAACCGGCCAUGACCGUGGAGCAGAAUGUCCUCCAGCAGCAUUCUCAGAAGCAUCAGCAGACGCUAUUAAACCAGUUGAGGGAGAUCACAGGCACCACAGACGUUCAGCUGCUUCAGCAGGCUUUACAGGUGAGCAAUGGAGACCUGGCCGAGGCUGUAGCCUUUCUGACAGAGAAGAACGCUAAGGUUCCUCAGCAAGAUGAGACAACCUACUACCAGACAUCUCAGGUGGCCAGCGACAGAUAUAUCAGCGUGGGCAGCCAGGCAGACACAAAUGUCAUUGACCUGACUGGGGAUGAUAAAGAUGACCUGCAAAGGGCUAUCGCCCUCAGCCUGGAGGAGUCCAGUCGGGCAUUUAGGGAGACAGGCAUCACUGAUGAGGAGCAGGCCAUCAGCAGAGUUUUGGAGGCCAGCAUAGCAGAGAACAAGGCAAGUCUGAAGCGUACCCACACAGAAGUAUGGAGUGACUCACCCAACCCACAUGACAGGAAGAGGAUAGAUAACUGCCCUGUGGGGCUGAAAAAUGUUGGCAAUACCUGCUGGUUCAGUGCUGUCAUACAGUCUCUGUUCAACCUGCUUGAGUUCCAGAGGCUGGUGCUCAACUACUCUCCACCAGCCAGAGUCCACGACCUGCCUCGCAACCAGAAGGAGCACAGGAACCUGCCCUUCAUGCAGGAGCUGAGGAACCUCUUUUCCCUCAUGGUGGGGUCCAAGAGGAAAUAUGUGGAUCCAUCACGAGCUGUGGAAAUCCUCAAAGACGCCUUCAAGUCCAGUGAGUCGCAGCAGCAGGAUGUGAGCGAGUUCACCCACAAGCUGCUGGACUGGCUGGAGGACGCCUUCCAGAUGAAGGCUGAAGAAGACAGGGAGGGCGAGAAGCCAAAGAACCCCAUGGUGGAGCUCUUCUAUGGGCGCUUCCUUGCUGUGGGGGUUCUGGAAGGUAAAAAAUUUGAAAACACAGAGAUGUUUGGGCAGUACCCCCUGCAGGUCAAUGGCUUUAAGGAUCUCCAUGAGUGUCUCGAGGCUGCGAUGAUCGAGGGCGAGAUCGAGUCCCUGCACUCAGCAGAGAACUCAGCCAGGUCUGGACAAGAGCACUGGUUCACAGAACUCCCUCCCGUGUUGACCUUUGAGUUGUCAAGAUUUGAAUUCAACCAAGCUCUAGGACGACCUGAGAAGAUCCACAACAAGCUUGAGUUUCCUUCCAUGCUCUACAUGGACAGGUACAUGGACAGGAACAGGGAAAUAACCAGGAUCAAGAGGGAGGAGAUCAGGAGGCUCAAAGAGCAUCUGACGCUGCUCCAACAGCGACUGGAGAGGUAUCUGAGUUAUGGCUCGGGCCCCAAGAGGUUUCCUCUGGCAGAUGUCCUCCAGUAUGCCAUGGAAUUUGCCUCCAGUAAGCCAGUGUGCACCUCUCCAGUGGAGGACAUUGACUCAUCAGCGCCCCCCGGUGGCACAACAGGACAACAGCUGCCCCCACCAAGCACAGCCGAGCAGGACGCCUUGCCUCCCCUAGAGAGCUCAGGUCCUGCCUCAGGUCCUACCACAGCACCCACUGCAGCCCAGCAGCAGAGGGUACCCAUUCAUAAACCCUUUACCCAGUCCCGGCUUCCUCCCGACCUCCCCAUGCACCCUGCCCCACGGCACAUCACUGAAGAGGAGCUGAGGGUACUCGAGGGCUGCUUGCAUCGUUGGAGGAGUGAAGUGGAAAAUGACACCCGCGAUCUGCAGGGCAGUAUAACCAGAAUCCACAGAACCAUUGAGCUAAUGUACUCUGACAAAUCUAUGAUGCAGGUGCCAUACCGGCUUCACGCAGUGCUGGUCCACGAAGGCCAGGCCAAUGCAGGCCACUACUGGGCCUACAUCUACGACCCGCAUCAGCGUUGCUGGAUGAAGUACAAUGACAUCUCUGUCUCUAAGUCGUCCUGGGAGGAGCUGGUCAGGGACUCAUUCGGAGGCUACCGCAACGCCAGUGCCUACUGUCUCAUGUAUAUCAAUGACAAGAAGCCCUUUCUCAUAGAAGAGGAGUUUGAUAAGGAAACAGGACAGAUACUCAGCGGCAUGGACAAGCUGCCUCCAGACCUGAAGCAGUAUGUGAAGGAGGACAAUGAGCUCUUUGACAAGGAGAUUGAGGAGUGGGACACCCUGCAGGCUCGCAAGGCCCAGCAGGAGAAGCUGGCGCUGGCCACAGCAGCCGCUGCUGCUUCGGCAGCAUCCAGCACCUCCACUUCUUCUUCUUCCCCUCAGCCCAUGAGUAUUGAAUCCAGUCCUCCAGACAAUGCAGUGCUCCAGCAGGACCCAGAGUACAUGGAGCAGCCAUCACCCACGAAUGACUCCAAGCACCUGCAGGAGGACACAGAGAGAGCCAUCUCUAGGGCGGCUGCUGAACAAGAGGAGAGAGGCCCCGAAGCAUUGUUGAAUGCUUCUGUUCCCCCUCCCACUUCCCCUCAGCCUGAGGUCCAGGUGAGCACCCCCUCCACCCCUCCUCCUGACCUGGUCAUGGAGGAUGAGUCCCCUGGCCAGCGCACGGUAGAGGUGGCCAUCCCUAAUGUGGGGACCUUUGUCAUUGAGUCAGAAGAGGGGGGGUAUGACGAUGAGGCAAUGAUGACCCCCAACAUGCAGGGUAUAAUAAUGGCCAUUGGCAAAACCAGCAGCGUAUAUGAAAAGAAUGGGCCUGAGGCAGCCUUUUUUAAGGCCAUAAAGCUGGAGUACGCUCGUCUUCUGAGAUUCGCCCAAGAGGACACGUCACCUGAGAAUGACUACCGCCUUCAGCACAUCAUCGUCUACUUCAUCCAAAACCAGGCACCCAAGAAGAUCCUGGAGAGGACUCUGCUCACACAGUUUGCUGACAGGAACUUGGCCUUUGAUGAGAGAUGUAAGAGCAUUAUGAAUGUGGCACGUGCCAAACUGGACCUAAUUAAGCCUGACGAGGUCAACAUGGAUGAAUAUGAGAUGUGGCAUCAAGACUACAGGAAUUUCCGUGAGACGACCAUCUUCAUGACGACCGGCUUGGAGCUCUUUCAGAAGACAAAUUACGUGGAGGCUCUGAUGUAUCUGAUUUACUCGUAUCAGUACAACAAGGAGCUUUUGUUAAAAGGGCUGUACAGAGGGCACGAUGAGGAGCUUCUUGGUCAUUACCGUCGAGAGUGUUUGCUGAAAUUAAAUGAGCAAGCGGCCGCCAUGUUUGAGUCGGGAGAAGAACCAGAGGUGACCACGGGCCUAGGCAUCAUGAAUGAGCUGGUGGUGCCCUGCAUCCCUCUGCUGCUGGUCCAUGACACUGAGAGGGACCUGCUGGCAGUGGAGGACAUGAGGAACCGCUGGUGCUCUUACCUGGGCCAAGAGAUGGAAUCCAACCUCCAGGAAAAGCUAACCGACUUCCUCCCCAAGUUACUGGACUGCUCGACGGAGAUCAAAAGCUUCCACGACCCUCCCAAGCUGCCCUCCUACUCCACUCUGGAGCUGUGUGAACGAUUCAGCCGCAUCAUGGCCGCCCUCGGCCGGGUGCCCACCGAGGGGAGAUGAGCUCAGAGAGGCGGCCACACACCUCUCCCUUUUCACAGGCCCGGGCCCCGGGCAGAAAUUCAUGGACCUCUCUUAACCCAUGCCUUCCUUAUAAAUCCAGGGGUCACUCGCUUCUAGCUGUUAUUCCUCUGUUACUCUUUUGCUGCUAUAGGUUUUAUCAUUAUAAAUAUUAUUUCACUUUUGUUUUAAGCAAAACACAACGGAGGAAGGAGGAGGGGAGGAACGGACUGUUGGGAGGGUAGAAAGAAAUGUGCGAGGAGAAGUUGAUGGAAAAAACAGUGGCAAUCCUGCAGUGGUUGAAAGCCAAGCACAUUCUGCUUCAGCUUUGCAAAAACACAAAGCGUUUGAGGGUUUUUCAUAGUUAAUUGUUGUUGUUGUUGCCGUUUGAUUCAAGCUUCUCCAACCACGCUCAUAGCCCUUUCUAAAGCACCCUUCUCUGCGUGAAAAGGAUCACCCUGCUGCUCUGCCUCCAGUUUGGUACAGUAUUACCAUGUUUUGUUUUAUUUUUCUAAGGAAGUAAGGAAGAGAGCCUUCAGAUUUAUCAGCGGCUCAAAGUAUCUCAAAUGGGUCUCAUGUCUUUGUGGACUGCGCCAGAAUGAGAUGUUUUAAGUGCUGUGGUAGACAGCCACGGACUUUCUGUGGCUUGUUAAUAAAUCGAGAGAAUAAAAUUUUAUUUAUGGCCCUUUUAGGCCAAAAAAAACAAAUUCUUCGCCUGAUGUUGAUUUUUACUUCACUUGCACAAUAAUAACUUAUGCUGACAUUCUAAUUAACAUUGCACUUCAUAGUUCAAAGUGAAAAGACAUUAUGGUGACCGACAGAGACACUGGCAGCGAGCUUCAGGUUCCUUAAAGUCACAAUGACAUUAUGAAUCGCUGGUCUCAAACCUCCGUGUCGUGCUGCUGUGAUAAUUCAGCUGGAGGGAUGCAGUUAAUUUGAAUCAGACUUUCAUUAACCAUACAAACUCCAAAGCAUGCAGCAUGUGGCCAAAAUAAUAAAAACAUAAAGCUUUUUUAAUGAUGAAUUUUAGGCUAAUUUCCUGGAGUAAUGCUAAUCUCCGGGAGAAGGAUCUCCACAAACAACUCACGUGAUAAUGACAGGAAACACUUUCAAAAGCCUUUUCAAAGUAUUGCUACCAGCACUGGGCAGACUGUAAGAUGAAAGGCAUCUUUCAAAACUGAAUAUUGGAUAUAUAAUAAAUUACAGUGCUGUGUUUGGAAUUUUAAUCUAAGCUAUCACUCAGAAGAAUGCAACCCUGUCUUUUAGUUUGAUCUUAUCAUUACUUUGUCAUGACACUAGUUAAUUUCGUAUGAGCUGAGAUUUUGUUCAUCAAUAUGAUGAAGCUGAUUUUUAAAAAGAAAAACAAAAAUCUGGAAAAUUUCUGAAUGUUUCUGAGGAUUUAACACCUUCCAGAUGACAAAAUACCUAGAAAUCAAAACUGCUAUCUAAACAUGUCAUAAUAAGACAAUCACAGUCUUCUUCAGAAAUAAGAAAACUCAAUCUGAACCCUGCACUGAAAUUCAGAAAUGCUCUUGACAGUGAGACAUUAAAGUAUGUGGAUAUUUUUAAACAUGUAUAAUUGCACUUUUAAAAAAAAACCUGGAGUGACGGCUUGGUUCAAUAAAAUAUCUUUGCCUGUAGAAAAUAAGACUUGAACCAAACAACGUGUAUGGUUUGUCUGUGUUGACUGAAGGCGGGCAUAAAUCUGAAUUUAGAAGAACAGCUGCUAGAGGAUCACAAAAUAAUAACCCAAACGUUUGCUCACACUGAACUAACUUUGGCUCAGGCUGACAAACUGCUUUACAAACACUCUGUCUGAUGGUUUGUAGCAUUUAGGCAGGACUGUGUCUGUUGUUGACCUGGGGUGAACUUCUGUUGACAAUUUACGAUUGCUCGUGCAUUCCUUCACGUCUUUCUGUAACAGUGCUGGGCUGUCAGUUGACAUCUUGUCUGCUACAAUUGCGUUUGCCUCCUUUGGCCUUUUUUUAAUCAAUGAGCCACAUUUUCAGCCUGUCGUGUCGUUGGCUGGAUGUUUGAGUGGUGAACCAACAGUGCCACACAUAAACUGUUCAGCAUGAGAAACCUGGCGUAGUGGAAACACUUCUUGAAACACUCUUGACUGUCAGCCCUGGCACGUAUUGGCAUGUUUGAGAUGAUCCUGCAUACGAGCUUGAGCUUUUUUUUUUUUUUGUAAAAAUGUUCCCAUUUCAACACUGGUGGAAGUAUUCAGAUCAUUUACUGAAGUAAAGGAUCUUAAAAGUACCAGUGCAGCAGUGUAAAAAUAUUCCUUAUGAUUUUAUAUGACAUGAUGAGACUGUUGUAUGAAGGUGUAAGUAGCACAGAGGCUGUUGCAUCUGGUCGAGGUGGAGCUAGUUUUAGUUCAGGUUACUGGGGGCCUUCAAAGGGCCACAAGAUAAAUCUGAAGGGUCGUGAGAUG
Molecule: messenger RNA, 6118 nt
Organism: Toxotes jaculatrix (banded archerfish)
Lineage: Eukaryota; Metazoa; Chordata; Actinopteri; Toxotidae
Gene: usp25
Product: ubiquitin specific peptidase 25
Exons: 26
Coding region: 178-3684 (1168 amino acids)
Biological process (GO): protein deubiquitination; regulation of protein stability
Cellular component (GO): nucleus; cytosol
Molecular function (GO): protein binding; cysteine-type deubiquitinase activity; cysteine-type endopeptidase activity
Source: RefSeq, a predicted model, not a curated record